ACGGUUGCUGCAGCUUUCCCAUUUCCAGCCCAGCGACAGGUGCAGGGAGCCGGGAGCCGGGCAUGAUGGCGACCAUGGGGAUUCAAGUGUUGGGCAUCACGCUCUCCGUCAUUGGCUGGCUGGGGUCCAUCCUGUGCUGCGCCCUCCCGAUGUGGCGCGUGACAGCGUACAUAGGCAACAACAUCGUGGUAGCCCAGAUCAUCUGGGAUGGCCUGUGGAUGAACUGCGUGGUCCAAAGCACCGGGCAGAUGCAGUGCCAGAUCUACGAGUCCAUGCUGGCGCUGGCCCAGGACAUGCAAGCCGCCCGGGCGCUGGUGGUCGUCGCGAUUGUCCUGGCGGUGGCGGGGAUCUUUUUCGCCAUCAUCGGAGGGAAGUGCACCAGCUGCGUGGAAGACGAGACGUCCAAGGCCAAGAUCAUCAUCUUUUCCGGCAUCAUCUUCAUCCUGUCCAGCCUCAUGCUCCUCAUCCCCCUCUGCUGGACCGCCAACAUGAUCAUCCGGGACUUCUACAAUCCCAUGGUCCCCGACAGCCAGAAGCGGGAGCUGGGCGCCUCGCUGUACAUCGGCUGGGCCGCCUCCGGCCUGCUCCUCCUUGGAGGGGUGCUACUCUGUUUCAACUGCCCCCCUAAAAACGAGAAACCGUAUUCGGCAAAGUACACGGCGACCCGAUCCGUGCCGGCCAGCAACUAUGUCUAAGAAUUAGCCCGUCUCCCUGCUGUGCGGGUUGUGCAUGGGACUUUCUGCUACCACCCCACUGGGGGGAUAUUUAAGACUGUGUUUCUUCUGUGUUGGACAGGUGUUCCUUCCAUGACUUAACAACCAUAUGCUGUGACCGGAGCUCCUCACCCUGAUUCUGAAAGCAGGCAUCGUUCUCCUGUGUUCAGUCUUUUGAGGAAGCAUCUCGGGUGCAGAGUGUUAAAAGGGAGAAUGUGAUUGGUUGGGGUGCUUGCCACUUUCACCCGCCAGAACUACACGGAGAACGAGCUUCACAGGCAGCUGUUUUGGACUAUGGCCAAAAGGUUUUUUUUUUUCACGGUCAUUCAUCGGAUUUCAGUUUUCAAAGCUGGACUGGGGAGGUUGAAGGCCUUGUCUCUGUUGAAGGGCUUUCCGUCAGCACUUGACUGGAAUGGAGUGGACAGCAGCAAUGCAGUUUGAGGUUUGUGAGUCUCUCAGUCUCUAGGGCCAUCUCUGGUUGCCUAGAACUUGAAGGCUAACCCACACUGGUGUUGCAUGAUGGCUGGGAACCUGGAGACAGACUCAAGAAUACAGGUCUGCUCUUGUGGUGCCGGUGUGGUGUAGUGGUUAAGAGCAGGUGGAUUCUAAUCUGGAGAACUGGGUUUGAUUCCCCACUCCUCCACCUGAGUGGCAGAGGCUUAUC
Molecule: messenger RNA, 1377 nt
Organism: Sphaerodactylus townsendi
Lineage: Eukaryota; Metazoa; Chordata; Lepidosauria; Squamata; Sphaerodactylidae
Gene: CLDN4
Product: claudin 4
Exons: 1
Coding region: 63-695 (210 amino acids)
Biological process (GO): cell adhesion; bicellular tight junction assembly
Cellular component (GO): bicellular tight junction; plasma membrane
Molecular function (GO): structural molecule activity
Source: RefSeq, a predicted model, not a curated record